AUGGCUGAUGCACUUAUUGCUUCCACAAUAAAAGUGGCACUGGAGAAGACACUUUCCCUGGCCAAUGAAAGGAUUGGCACAUUAUUCCAAUUCAAGGAGGACUUGGAGACCCUGAGAGGAUCUGUUGCCAUGAUCCAAGCUGUCUUGGUUGAUGCUGAGGAAAAUCAAACGCACGACCAAGUCGUGCAAUUGUGGCUCCAGAGGCUGGAAGCGGUGGCGUUUGAUGCUGAGAAUUUGUUGGACGAGCUGAAUUAUGAAGCUCUUCAUCGCCAACUCAUGGGCAAGGUACGCUCCUUCAUCCUGUCCUCUGACAUUAAUAUUGUUUUCCCACGGAGAAUGGCCUCUAAGAUCAGGGACAUCAACAAAAAGUUGAAUAAGAUCAAUAAAGAAGCCAAUGAUUUUGGACUGAUCAGAAGGGCAACUUUCCCCCAUUCUACUACUGCUAAAGUCACACUAAAUAGAGAGACGGAUUCUAGUGUUGGCCAUUAUGUUGUAGGAAGAGCUAAGGAUGAAACAAGGCUGGUGGAGACCUUGCUAAGCUUGUCAGAAAAAGCCGUUUCUGUAAUUCCCAUUCUUGGGAUGGGCGGAUUGGGAAAGACAACUUUAGCUCAAUCUGUAUACAACAAUAGUCAAGUUCAUAGCCAUUUUGAGAAAAAAAUUUGGGUUUGUGUGUCUGACAAUUUUGAAGAGACCAGGCUUUUGAAAAUGAUUUUAGAAUCACUCACAAGAAGAAAUGUUGAAAUGACCAAUAGGGAUGUCAUCGUCCAGGAAAUUCGAGAACAACUUGUGGGAAAAAAAUAUCUUCUUGUUCUUGACGAUGUCUGGACUGAAAAGCUUAAAUUGUGGGAUGAUUUUUUCAAUUUGUUACUAGGGCUGAAUGCAACUAAUGGAAAUUGGUGUGUUGUGACUACUCGUAAACAACAAACUGCAUCCAUUGUGGCCACACAUGAUCCUUAUGUGUUAGGAAAGCUAUCUGAUGACGAUUGUUGGUCUAUCCUAAUGAAGAAAGCCAUUGCAGGCGGAGAAAUUCCUGAACAAUUGCAUGUCGUGAAAAAGGAAAUUAUAAAAAAAUGUGGUGGCCUACCGCUGGCUGCAAGUGUAAUGGGAGGUUUAUUGCGCAUGAAGAGAAAAGAGGAGUGGAAAUUGGUUUUGAAGAAUAAGCUUUCAAAUUUGAGUGGAGAUGAAGAUGGUGUCAUGGAAAUACUUAAAUUGAGUUUUGAUUGUUUACCAUCUCCAUCCAUUAAGAAAUGUUUUGCAUAUUGUUCUAUAUUGCCUAAGGAUAGUAAGAUGAAAGGAGAUAUGCUGAUCGAACUUUGGAUGGCAGAAGGUUUUCUCCAAACAGAUGUCAACAGCCAAAUGAUGAUGGAGGAAAUUGGAAUGAAUUAUCUAAGAAUUUUAUUGCAGAGUUCGUUGUUUGAGGAAACAAGAAAUUAUUGGGGAACACAUUAUAAGAUGCAUGAUCUAGUGCAUGACCUUGCAGAGUCAAUGUCAAAGUCUACCAAAGUCAUUAAUAGUGGGGAUGCUCAUAUAAUAGACAUCGGUAAUCAAAUUCGUUACCUUGCAAUAGAUUCAUCUGGUGGAGUAGACAGCAAAAAACUUUUUGCUAGUAUAUCAACUUCGCUUCAUACGUUGUUCAUCGUAAAGGGUGACUUAUCUGGUGAUAUGUUAAUAAAGUUGAAGAACUUGUAUGUUUUGAAUUUGUCUGGUGCAAGAACUCAGGAGCUACCAGUCUCAAUUGGCAAAUUGAUACAUUUGCGGUAUGUUAACCUUUCAAAUUUGCAAAUCAGUAUUUUGCCAGACUCCCUUUGCAAACUUUAUAAUCUACAGACAUUGACUCUAAGUUACUCAAAGGUUAAAGAUCUUCCGAAGGGGAUGUGCAAUUUGAUUAGCUUGAGACAUCUCCACUAUUACAGAGGUGAUGAAAAUUUUCAAAUGCCGCUAGAGAUGGGACGACUAACUUGCCUUCAGACACUAGAGUUCUUUAAUGUGGGUCGAGAGAAGGGUCGACAAAUUGGAGAGCUUGGAUGCUUGAAAAACCUCAAAGGCAAAUUGGAGUUGCGCAAUCUUCAACUAGUUAAGGAUAGGAAAGGAGCUGAGGAAGCAAAUCUAUCUGAAAAGGCAAAUCUAUUUAGGUUGCAACUUGAGUGGGCCUGGGCUUUGGAUCGAGAAGGCGAUAACUACAACUACGACAGAGAUGUGUUAGACGGCCUUCGGCCUCACCCAAAUUUGGAGGAGUUGGUAAUUCAGCGUUUUAUGGGCGAUCAAUUUUCUCAAUGGUUAAUGGAUUUGCCAACAACACUACCCAAGUUAGCACUCUUGGAGCUUUAUUACUGCCAUAGAUGCAGAGAACUCCUUCCCUUGCAAAACUUUGAGUCUCUUAAGCAGCUGGAGAUUCGUGGUUGCAAUGGGUUGACAAAUCUGCCCACUGACAUGCUACAGUCUUGUAGCUCUCUCCAGAAGCUUCGGGUGAUUGAUUGCGACAAUCUUAUCACCUUUCCGCUUGAUUUGCAACAAACGCCUUCUCUUUUGGAGGUGGGGUUAUGGGUAUGUCCCAAACUGAAAACAAGUAUGACCCCCAAAGGAUUUGGUGUCCUAACCAGUUUAAGGAAGCUUUUGAUUGGUCCCUUCUCAGAUGAUGAUCAUCAUGAAAAUUCUUCAAUUUACAAUGAAUUUGAUUGGUCUGGAUUGAUAUCCUCCUCCUCUUCAUCAUCCACACUACGUGAGCUAUUAUUAUAUGGGUUGCCACAUGCGCAGUCUCUACCUCAUCAGCUGCAAUACUUGACCACCCUCACAUCACUAUAUCUAUUUCACUUUGGAGCUGUAGAAGCUCUACCAGAUUGGUUCGGAAACUUUGUGGCUCUUGAAGAACUGACUUUAUACAAUUUCAAAAAGCUUGGACAUUUACCCUCCAUGGAUACCAUGAGACGCCUCACCAAAUUAACAUGUCUGCACAUUUAUCGUUCUCCUCUAUUAAAGGAAAGGUGCACUCCUGAGAGCAGCGGCCCUGACUCCCAGUGGUCUAAGGUUUCUCAUAUUCGAGAUCUAUGCAUAUCUGGUUAACAGUUCAUCAUCAAAUCAAUUCUCAAUCUCAAUCUCGAGCGCUUCUUGAUCUCAAUCAUAUGAACGGGGGUUAGAAUUUUGAAGCUUCUUCAGCACCAUCUAUAUGGCUGGAACUCAAUAAUUUUUGGCCUGCAUUUCCUACAAAAAGCCCAUCAACGUUUAAAACAACUGGCAGACUUGUUGGCUGCUGCUACUUGCUGCAAUUAUUUCAUCCGCUGUGGUGAAGGCUAUUAACCUCAUUCUGCCUUCUAUACUUGUUGGUUGCUCCUCUCUUCAUGUGAUUUUACACACAAAGAUCAACAUUAACCUUGAUAACUCGCUCUUACUAUCAUUUGUAAUGAAGUCCUAUGAUCCCUUGCAGAACCAGACCCUGUUUCAGUCAGAUCAGAUGAAAACAUCCGGGAUGGAAUUCCCUUUCGCUCUCUGCCUCGGAUGGCCAAAACCUGAGAUCUUCCUUGUCUGUCUGGUGUUGUUAAACUGUCCAACCGAUUCAGCAUUUUGUAGAUAUGUUAAAUGAGGUGCUAUUUUACUUCUUUUGGAACUCAAUUCGCUGUAUCUUCCGUAUUGCUCGUAGUUCAAAGUAGCCGGUAUUUUGUAGCAGAAAGAUGUGGAUUAGCUGAACCAAAUUCAUGAAGUUGUACCUUAGCUCUACAACAGGCAACGUAUUUUUUCUGUGUUCUGCAGUUGACUACAGGUUGUGUCCAAUGAUACUUUUCCAUUGCUCGUCGUGUCUGUAAAGCUCAGGACAGGACUCAGAGGCAGAGCACAAGAAUCAGUGAGCAUGAGCCCUUCUACUUUAUGUUAAUCAGAGAGCAAUUUAGAAAACUGAAUUGCUAAGGCACAAUUUUGUAUUCAAGAAAGGAUCCCAAUUGGUGAA
Coffea eugenioides is the source of this 3937-nucleotide messenger RNA. RefSeq names its product putative disease resistance protein RGA1. Gene Ontology annotation, biological process: defense response to other organism. Lineage: Eukaryota; Viridiplantae; Streptophyta; Magnoliopsida; Gentianales; Rubiaceae. Bases 1 to 3060 code for a protein of 1019 amino acids. Gene Ontology annotation, molecular function: ADP binding. The record is from RefSeq and is a predicted model, not a curated record. The transcript is spliced from 3 exons.